This is a messenger RNA of Dermacentor silvarum, 1140 nucleotides long. RefSeq lists its product as uncharacterized. Bases 241 to 978 code for a protein of 245 amino acids. The record is from RefSeq and is a predicted model, not a curated record. Lineage: Eukaryota; Metazoa; Arthropoda; Arachnida; Ixodida; Ixodidae. The transcript has 2 exons.
UAGAUUGUGAAAUCACACGAAGUGACGUCAGUGGGCAACGAGAGAGCGUGCGCCAGUUUUGUGCCUGUCUUCUGUUAUCACCAAGUGUGCUGAUACCUGUCACCGUCUUAGCUAUAUAAGCAGUGUCCUUCUUGUAAUAAACGCUUUUGUGUUCCGUGUCGUUGCGACUCACGCGUCCGUUCAUAACAGUGGCGACGAGGCACGGUCUAACCCGUGCGUGGGCCAGGGUUUUCCGGCAGCAUGGCAGCCGGUAGUCGCAUUCGAGAGUUCAACCUCAGUGAAAACUCGUCGUGGGUGGAGUAUGUCGAGCGCAUUGAGUUGUAUUGUGCAGCGAGCAAGCUCACAACGGAUGAGGACAAGCGAGCGGUGUUGCUCAGCUGCUGUGGCCCAGAGACGUACUCCCUCAUAGCCACUCUCGUGAAGCCGUCGCGACCGCCAAACGUGGACUACCAAGUCAUCGUUGAUGCAGUAAAGAAGCACGUCAACCCGAAGCCAUCUGAACUAUACGCGAGCACUCUACGCCACACUCCGAAACCGGCAAAUCACCUGCAGAAGUCAUGCUGGGUCGGAACUUCAGGACGGCCAUAUCGACCCUUCAACGGGACGAGAGCGAAGCAAGAUGCCUGCUGCCGCCUCCACAACGUGGGUUCCUGCCGGGUGAUACUGUGUACGCGAGAAACUUCCGGCCCGGCCCCGAGUGGGUUCCUGGUCGUGUGUUGCGACGUUUGGGCCACGUCAUGUACGAGCUGCGGACUGCAGACGGUACUGUGCACCGACGCCACCGGGACCACGUGCGCCGAGCAUGGCACGAUGAGCCCGGAGGCCAUGAAACGUCGCCCUCUUUUGCGCUCCCGGAUACACCAGGCCCCACCCUGGGACCUGUCGGGCCUGAGACGCCGCAGCCUCUCAGGCGUUCCACUCGCCAACGCCGCCCAGUGCGACGUUACGGCAUCGAUGACUAAGGGGGAAGGGAUGUGAUAGAUUGUGAAAUCACACGAAGUGACGUCAGUGGGCAACGAGAGAGCGUGCGCCAGUUUUGUGCCUGUCUUCUGUUAUCACCAAGUGUGCUGAUACCUGUCACCGUCUUAGCUAUAUAAGCAGUGUCCUUCUUGUAAUAAACGCUUUUGUGUUCCGUGUCGU